AUAAAAUUUUUGUACGCAAUGAAACAAGGACAUAUCCAGGUGAGCAGCUAGUCGCUCGUCGGCAACCCUCUGGGGCGCCAAUCACGAAUAGCCGUUGCCAAAUUAAUAAUCAACUUCACCGCAAGAUACCUAUAACCGAUGCGUAAUAAAAUCCAAUAUAAGCAAACGAUAUAUAUAUAUACCACUAUCAACAUCAUCGAAUGAUACCCCUAAAAAGUUUCCGACAAAGAAUUCCUAUCACGAAAAUACGAUGAUCUAAACAGCUCCUAAUGCAUUAUAAACUAGCUUGAACUAUGAAAGAUUAUUAACCAUUUAAUAUUCGAUCCAGCGAUAGCCACUACCUUAUUUGAAUCAACUUUAUUUAUUUGUUUAGGAUCAUAACUACUAAUGACGUCGUUGUGGUACUCCUAAACGCUUUCGAAAUACCAGUCACUCGUCGGUUGCUGGUCACUUAGUUUUACUUUUUCAAAAAGCUCACAUGUUCAUUCUGUACAAUAGACCUCUGUGCAAUCCUCUUUGUUUAUCAAAACGAUGACAAAAUGUUUUUGAAAAACUACACUUAAAAUCGAAUGACUCCACGUCAAAAACUUUCGGUCAAACUUUAAACAAAGUCAUUUUUUUCCUAAAAAAGUUUUUCUCUAUCCUAUAAAAAAGCAAAAUACAAAAUUUCAAAAAACUAACAACGCCAUCGUGUUCCCCGGCCCAAGUUACCUUCGGCCAAACCUAUCCCUGCAGGAUAUUGUUUGAGCUUAGUUAAGUUUAUGCACCUACUUUCCUAUUGAACGAGCGAACGAACAGACGAACGAAUGUAUUUAACUCGUUUUUCGUAAUACCCUCCUUUCAGUAGAGGGAACAGACAAUGAUCGUACUAUCUAUUCUUAAAUGAUGUAAAACUUCAGAUGAUCCCAUUACAUGUGUAAGAAACUGUUUUACGCGGUAAGAUUAAUUAGUUUUUCAAUUAAAAAUAAAAAUAAAAGAUUUUAUUUAGAUUAACAUCUGAUAAUUAUGAACAACAAUGGGAAUUUGAAACCUUACUUCAUGGAUUUCGAGAAGUUCUUCAACGUUUUGCACGACAACAAGAAAAGGCUAAUGAUAUAUCAGAUGAAGCGAUACAUUUAUUAAAAAACAAAAGUGAAUUUUUACAUUUACAAUGCUUCUUACAAACUGUUAAUGUGAUAUUAUAUUUCUUGUCUGUGUUCGGUAAAGGUUCAACAAUUCCAAAUACAUCAACACUGCAAACGCCACAUUUCAAUGAUGCAGCAGAAAUUAUAAAUGAACAAUUAUUGAUGGAAUAA
Rotaria socialis is the source of this 1295-nucleotide messenger RNA. The record is from the annotation of a GenBank genome assembly. Lineage: Eukaryota; Metazoa; Rotifera; Eurotatoria; Philodinida; Philodinidae.